AGCUAUUAUGCUCUGUAAAAAGUUCCAGUUAACGCAUUUGCGUGACUGAAUAAACGUGUGCGAUUUUUUUUUCUGUUCGUAAAAAGUGUUUUGCAAGGGAAUGAAAUUACGUGCGCUUCUGAAUUUUACCUUCCGUCAAUCGGUUCGUUCGUAUGCCGGUGUUCGACAAAAAGUUCCCGUCUAUCGGUUGCCUCAGGAAAGACUGAGCGAAGUUAAGCAAACCCUCGAUGCAUAUCCUGUGCCCAGCCUGGAUCAAUGGAACGAUAUCCGCAGAACUGUGCUGGAUGAACGUCGGUUCACCAGCACCAAUGUGGACAGUACGGUGUUGGGGAUUUGCAACUCACUGGAAAGUGGCAAGUCCUAUGUACAGUUCCUUAACUCCAAAGGAAUCAAUCUCAAUUUGGCCAGCAAGGGUAAACUUUUGAGGUUAUACCGGUCUAGAAGAACCGAAUCGAAAGGGGAUAUCGAUCCAGCAGAACAAGCUGAAAUUUACGAUAUCUUUCAAGAGCUUCGGCAAAACAAUCCGGUGCUGGAUGCCAACACAUGUGAGCAUUUGAUUGCCGCUCUAACGUUGACAAAACACUGGAAAGAGUGUUUCGAUUUGAUAGACACUAUAAAAUUGGUCGGCAUUCCAGAUAGUGGAACCUAUAGUGUGCUGGUGGAAAAAUGUUUUCUGACCGGUGAAUCGGAACUCGGUUGGCGACUGUUGGACGAAAUGGUUGGAUUGAAAAGAUUACCGAACGACGAUGUGUAUUUGGCCUGGGUCGAAUUCAGCCUGAGGGAAAGUGAUAAAUUGAAAGAAAAUAUUGAACGCCUGCUCGAGUUCACCGGUUUCAAAGGUUUGUUUCUGUCUAAGUCAGUUGGAAAUGCUUUGAAGCAACUUCCGGGCAUUCAGGCCACCGACAGUCGUGUGACAGAUCAUGGCAAAUGUCCACAGUGUAGAGCUACCCUAGCCAGUAUCACCGUGUCCGAGGAAUCAUUUGAAGCUCUGCGUCAAGCUUUUCUACAAGCGGUUAUAAUCAAGAAAGACAUCUUCAACAAAACAACGCCUCAGGAGCUGGAGCGUUUCCAGAAGUUCCUGAAGAAAACCAAACCCUACGACGUAGUCAUAGACGGUCUGAAUGUAGCGUUCUCGACCGGCAACCAAAAAUCACCAGUGGUCUACGCGAAGCAUCUAGCAGCAGUGGUAAGUCACUAUUCACGCCAAAAGAAAAGGGUGCUUGUCAUAGGUCGUCAGCAUAUGGAUCGUUGGAAGUCCAAAGACAUGAAGUUUAUUCGGGAGAAUAGUUUUCUGUUUCUAACCGAAGAUCUGUCCCAAGAUGAUCCAUUUCUUUUGUACGCAGCGCUAGAAAGCGGCCCUAGGACCGAUUUCUUUUCUCGGGAUUUGAUGCGGAAGCAUUCGUUUCUGUUGGGUCAUGAACUCGGACAGAUUUUCAAACGCUGGCAACAGGAACAUCAGUACUCGCUCACGACGAUUACUCCAAAUGGGCGGGUUAUAAUAAAGGCACCUUUCCAAUACGAAAUGUUUGCCCACCGAUUACCGGAAGAUGAUAAACGAUGGCAUGUUCCGUUGGUGGAAACUUGCCUCAAGAUACCGAAGAUAGAAAAACAAGCCCACUGGCUAUGCUUGAGUAUAGAUUAAUUAUAGGCAGUUGGUUAUAUAGUUCAAUGAAAUGUUAA
This is a messenger RNA of Uranotaenia lowii, 1680 nucleotides long. RefSeq names its product mitochondrial ribonuclease P catalytic subunit (gene mldr). The transcript has 2 exons. Gene Ontology annotation, biological process: tRNA 5'-leader removal; mitochondrial tRNA 5'-end processing. Bases 101 to 1642 code for a protein of 513 amino acids. Gene Ontology annotation, molecular function: ribonuclease P activity; protein binding. NCBI's taxonomy places the organism in Eukaryota, Metazoa, Arthropoda, Insecta, Diptera, Culicidae. Gene Ontology annotation, cellular component: mitochondrial ribonuclease P complex; mitochondrion. The record is from RefSeq and is a predicted model, not a curated record.